This is a messenger RNA of Parus major (Great Tit), 11921 nucleotides long. It is a transcript of the gene FBLN5, whose product is annotated as fibulin 5. NCBI's taxonomy places the organism in Eukaryota, Metazoa, Chordata, Aves, Passeriformes, Paridae. The transcript is spliced from 11 exons. The record is from RefSeq and is a predicted model, not a curated record. Gene Ontology annotation, molecular function: calcium ion binding. The coding region runs from base 3514 to 4923 and encodes 469 amino acids.
GGAUGUGGAAGAAAUGAGUCCUACUCUUUCCCAGGUGGAAUUAGGGUUUGAGAUCAUGUGUCCUGUGUGCUUGGUGCUAUUCAUGUGGCAGUAGGGUGACGUGUGUAUGUCAAAUCAUUGCCUGUCGUAAAACAUCAAUAGUAUCAAAAGCUUGCUUACUUGGCAGUCUCCAAGAACACUUAGAUCAAUCUCCACAGUCAGGCAAAAGCUCAAUUUUUGUACCUCAUGGAGUUUAGAUGCUAUCAAAACAGUUGUUUCUGCAAGUGCCCAGCUGGUAAAAACAUUUGGUUCCAUAAGAUUUGGUAGGAGAAAAAUGAAUGUUUUUAGCAUCUAAAGCUUGGACAUGUAGGUCCCAAAGUGUUGGUUAUAAGAAAAUUCAUUUAAUGAAUUUGGGUCUGUGUGGCUGGCUAAAAGAUGUCUAUGACUUGGCAUGUAGAAGGACUUUGGGCUCACAGACCUACCACCAUACAGACUUGUAUGGUUUGACUCCUCUCACAGUUUGAAAAUUUUCUUGAAAAUGUUCAGAGUGGGGGAAUUUUUAAAAAUGACAAGAAAUCUAAGAAGGGUGUUUGACAGAUGUGGUUCUGGAGAAAUGUAAGAACAAAACCAGAGUUAAAAAAGGAGAUUAAAUAUUGUGAAACUUAGAGGAUGAGGACUUGUUUCUGCGAGGAAGAUUUUCUAUUCAGGGGUGCUGAGUGUAACUACUCUUAAGUUCCGUGACCUAUUUAUAGUUUUUGUCUUAGCAUUUAGAAUUAGUCAGAUUAUGUUCUCCUCUGCUGAGGGCUCCUGUUCAUCCAAUGCUGUGCUUUAUCUGCAGGAGCAUGGCUCAAUUCAUAUGUGCAGUUAUCUCAUCCAAAGAGAGUAAAAUUAUACAACACAGUUUUAUGUCCCCCUUAUUAUAUUUAUACCCUUAUACACAAUUUUCACAAUCCAGGUCUUAAUUUGAGACACAGUUUCAACCCUGGCUAUGAACAAAGCAAACUUUGAGAACAUAGUUAUUUAACAGAGCCCCAUUUUAUAGUGGGGACAGUUCUGCACCCCCUCAUGAAGACAAAGGCAAUGUCAAACUAAUCUAAAUAAAGUAAUGGAUUUUAUAACACAGAUGGAUAUUUGAGACCAUUGAAGUGAAAGCACCACUACACAUGAAGUUUAGCCACCGUCUUAAGCAUAAAUGCUGAAGGUGUCAGCACAGGAUGUUGAAAGAUGCAUUGAAUUGUCCAUUUUUAUAGGGUGAACAAAAGGGGGUUUAUGCACCACAAAAUCCUUCCUUUAUGCAACCCUUCAUACCAAACAGAGUUGUGAAAAGGCUGUGGCCACAUCUCAUUGUUUUAUGACUGAUGGUAAUUACAGAAAGGUACUGCAGCAAUUCCACUUACAUCAAAUCCUUUUAUUUUGGAAAAAAAACAGUCACCAUGCUGUAAACUAGCCCAGGUUGUGGUUUGGUACACUUUUUGCACUCUGUUUUUUAUCCACUCCAGCUGUCAGAUGGAGACAGGAAAAAUCAAAACAUUUGUACAGUAUUUCUUCUUAAGGGAGCCCCUUAGGUGGUUGAGAUCUGGAUUCACCUCCUGUCUCCAGGGCUGGAGCAUCUCUGCCAGUUGGCUGAUGGAUCAGAACUCUGAGGCAAUUAUUUGGGAGCAGACUGGUGCUGCACUCAUACAGUGAUUCUGGCAUGCAUGCAAUGGUUUUACCAUGUGAUUGUAGAAAAAUUCAGUGGAUUAGCAAGUGAAGUAUGAUCAGAUGAAGCAAGUUUGUCUUCCACACAGCUGGAUGCACAGAGCAUUUGCUUUCCUAUAAAGCUGUUUCUCAUUCUUUCAGUAGAUUUUCACACUUCUAACAUCCAGUAAGCACUGCUACUCUUAGAUCUGUUAGCCCUCCAACUUAUUGAGUGUAUUGAGAAACUCUGGUGGUAUGGAGCAAUGAGAAUAUUCCCUCUUAAACAUUUGCCACAACAAAAAUUUUCCUGGUCUUCGCUUUCUAUCCUCUCCUGCCUGUUUUCUGACCCAUGACAAAACUCCUUCACAACAUGCCCAGCAGCUUUUUCAGAAGUCCCUCAUGCAACUUUUUGUUAGGCUUUUGGAAACUUCAUUCAAAGUAAGUAAAUUGGUUCUUGUUUAUUAUUUUCAAAUGUAUAGGCACUGUUUGAAUGAUUCCAGGUGAGUGUUUAAUUUUCCAUGCAAUGCAAGGGAUACAAGCAUGUCACUGAGAGACAAACAGUCAGAAAUGGCCAGGAGCCUCUGGUGCUGUUAUUUUUGAAAGGAAAUUUGGACAAUCACAGCCAGUUAACGAGGUAGAGAGCUCUUAAGCUUCCCAUUGGUUCCAAUGCAACUUGUGGGGGCUCAGCACCCCUAAAGCAUCUCAGUCUUGGUAUCUCAAGCUGGAUGUUGAUGCUUAGAGGCUGAUUUCAUUAUUAUCUAUUAUAUCAACUGUACUUCUGUUUCUCAAUCUGUUACACAGAGAUGUAUGAUAAUAAUUUCAGGUACCUUAGAAAUAAAGGGUUUUCUUAUAUGGGGACACUCAACAGAAAUUCAAAGUAGUUGUUUAAUGUCUGUGUUUGUGUUUAAAUUCAGUGCUCAUCUUUGGAUCUACUAUAAUCUCUGCUGCAUCUGAUUGCUUACAUUUCACAUCCCAUAAAUGUUCUGCUUGACCUACUAAGGCUCUGCCUGUGGCCAAUUUGCAAAACACCUGAAAAAGUAUUUUAUUUCCUUCCUCUUCAGUCAUAACUGGAGAUCUGCAAGUUAUGCUUUUCCUGAAGAAAUAUUUCAUAUCAUAAACUGUUCCCUUAAGCAUGGAGGUCAGUUUAAAAAAGGGCCAGUGUUUGCAGACAAGCCAUUUGUUUUACUUUGAAUGUUUAAUUUGUUUAUUCCUGUUUUCAAAUAAUCCCCAAGCAAUAUAGUUCCUGUAGCUGUGAUCGUCAUGAAUUUGAGUUAUUCACCUCCCAGAGGGUCAGACCUUUCAUCAGUAUGCCAUUGGCACAGAGCAGCGAGUGUUGCAUAUUCAUUGUCCAGGACACCAGCUAGAGGGCCUCCAAAAAAGACUGACUUUUUUUUUGUUCUCAGAACAAGGAAAACAAUCCCUUCCCUUCUCCAGUCCCUUGAUAAGGGUUUCUGUCCAAUAACGGUGCUCUCUGCUCUGAGGCACAUUUAACUGUGAAGUUUGCAGCGGGAGAGGCUUUCCUUCAAGCUGUUAGUGUUUUAUCCUGGCAGGCUCCUCGAGGUUGUUGUGAGGAGUCUAGCCAGUUGGUGAGCUUUGUAAUCUAAACCAGCUGUCCCAGGCUGAGGCCCCCAUUUGCAUUGUUUAACAUACUUAGAAAAUGAAGUGUUCAUUUUUAACAUUCCUCCUCCAAUUGGUUUAAUGCUGAAUUACAGAAGAGAACUAAGCAAAACCAGGUGCUUUCUCUGUAUUCUCUCCAGUGUCUGAGGAGGUACAGACGGCUCCCGAUCUUCUCCAUUACUUGCCAUUUCAUUCUUUGGACUAUAAAUGACAGAGGAACUGAAGUGCUAGCAGAGGGUAAUGCUUGGAAAACUUUCUAGUUAUUCAUCAGCACAGACUCUGUUUUUUUUCCACCUUUCCCCAACGGUUUUGGACAUGCAAGGAUUAAGAAGGAUACUGACUGCUUUCACACUGGCUGUCUGCCUUUCAAGCCCUGGAAAAGCACAGCAGCAAUGCACUAAUGGGUUUGACCUGGACCGUGCCUCUGGGCAAUGCUUAGAUAUUGAUGAAUGUCGGACUAUUCCUGAGGCCUGCAGAGGAGACAUGGUGUGUGUCAACCAGAAUGGUGGCUAUUUAUGUGUCCCCCGAACAAACCCAGUGUAUCGAUCACCGUAUCUGAGUCCUUAUUCCAAUGUUUAUCCACCGCCCCCAGCGCCAGGCCCUGUUCCUAACUACCCUACUGUUACAAGACCCCUGAUUUGCCGAUUCGGUUUCCAGCUGGAUGAAAACAAUCAGUGUGCUGAUGUGGAUGAAUGUGCUUCAGAUUCUCACCAGUGUAACCCCACCCAGAUCUGCAUAAAUACUGAGGGGGGCUAUACCUGCUCCUGCACUGAAGGCUACUGGCUGUUAGAAGGCCAGUGUUUAGAUAUAGAUGAAUGUCGCUAUGGCUACUGCCAGCAGCUGUGUGCCAACGUGCCCGGUUCUUACUCCUGUACGUGCAACCCCGGCUUUACCCUUAACGACGACGGGAGAUCGUGCCAAGAUGUGAAUGAAUGUACAAGUGAAAACCCUUGCACUCAGACCUGUGUCAACACCUACGGCUCUUUCCUCUGCCGCUGUGAACCUGGCUAUGAACUGGAAGCUGAUGGAGUUAACUGCAGUGACAUGGACGAAUGCAGCUUCUCAGAGUUCCUCUGCCAGCACGAAUGUGUGAAUGGGCCUGGUUCUUACUACUGUACCUGUCCUUCGGGCUAUAAUUUGCUUGACGACAAUAGAAGCUGCCAAGAUAUCAAUGAAUGUGAAAUAAGAAACUUCACCUGCACUUCACAGCAAACAUGCUUCAAUAUCCCAGGAGAAUAUAAGUGUUUAGAUCCAGUACGAUGCGAGGAGCCUUAUCUCCAGAUUAAUGAGAACCGCUGCAUGUGUCCAGCUGAAAACCCUGGGUGCAGAGACCAGCCCUUCACCAUCCUGUACAGAGUGAUGGAUAUGGUGUCUGGGAGGUCUGUGCCUUCAGACAUUUUUCAGAUGCAAGCAACAACUCGCUACCCUGGAGCCUAUUACAUCUUCCAAAUCAAAUCAGGGAACGAGGGCAGGGAAUUCUACAUGCGGCAAACUGGACCAAUCAGUGCUACUCUGGUGAUGACCCGUCCCGUGAAGGGGCCCCGUACUAUUGAGUUGGACUUGGAAAUGAUCACUGUUAACACCGUCAUCAACUUCAGAGGAAGCUCUGUCAUCCGGCUGAGGAUAUUCGUAUCACAGUACUCCUUCUAAACCCCGAGUUUGUGCCCUGGAAACAUUCAGCCAAAAGAGACAGUUCCUCCUCUGCAGAACUCCCUCCUCAAAAGCCAGUACCUAUAGCAGCUCCAGAUCAAAUCACUAUUUCCACAGACCCGGUGACCUAUGCCUGUUUGAGCAGGGAGGCCUCUUCAUGCACAGUCACAACCAGGAUGCAAACAUCUGAAGAUACCAUAUGACUCUCUGUGUGGUCAUGUAUUUUAAGGACUCUUCUUCUCACUGUAAACACUUCUAGGGCAUGAGUCUAUGUGAAAGACUGUGAACCUCUGUAGCUCCAAAGCUGCUUAGCAGAAAGCACCAAAAAAACUGAGGAACAAGCUGGCUUUUGCAAUCCUGCCUUUUUAAAAUUUUUUUUCAUUAUAAAGGAAAAGCAGACAAAAAAGCAGAAACAAAAAAUCCACCUAUUGAAACAAGAGACCUCAGAAGUCCUAAUUUGCUUUUUCCCAGUUGUCUCUGGAAUUAUCAGUCAGGCACUUGGUUUCAAUUCACCCUGCAUUUGUCUUAGUUUCACCUGGUUUUUUUCAUUCUAUUUUAUAGUUAAAAUUCAUUGUAAAUUCAUUCCAAAAAACAUGUUGUACUAUGUAAUCUUUUGCUUUCUGACAAAGUGUCACAUGUUUGGGUUCCUUUCUGUAUUAAAUCUUUCUAUAUAACAGAGUUCAUAGAAAUCUAUCACUGGAUGGUGUGUUUUACAACAUUUAGGAUUUUAUCUUUGACAAGAUCUUUGACACAGGCCUCCACUGCCAGAACAGUGCCCAGCAUAAGUAGGGACUUUAGAGCAGAUAAGAAUCAGAAUCUUAUUUUUCCCUGUUUUCCUGAGUGUGAUAGUUGCAAACAUGGCCACAAGGUAGUAAUACUAACUCUUGUAGUUAUGGCUGCAAUAAUCUCCUGUUCAAAAACCACUCAGGUCAGACCUGUCCAAAUUCCAUCAGAAAAUAUGAAUUGUUUUUUCACAUCACCAACACUUCUAACAUGGGGGGAAAUAGGUGAAAAGAACUAGGACCAGUCUUAUUCAUGCUUCUACCACAAAGCAGACUGGAUAUACCAGUACCCCAAUCUCAAACAAUGGGAUCCCACAGUUUCCGCUGUAAUUUUCUUCUCAGGUAUAACUGCUGUAACAAAAAAAAGUUUCUUCUAAAGUCUAAUCUGAAUCUCCAUUGUAAUCUGUUGAUUUUUAGCCUACUUCCAGUAGAAAUUGAGAACAGUUUAUCUUCCUCUUUGCAGCAGUCUAACAUGUCUGAAGACUUUUGUCAUGUCUCCCCUCAGACUGUUCUUCCCUAGUCUAAACAAACCUAAUUCUUUUGGUCUUUCCUCAUACAUCACAUUUUCUGGACCUUUGAUCAUUCUUUUUGCUCUCAUCUGGAUUCUCUCCAGUUGGUUUACAUCUUUUUUUAAGCACAGUGCCCAAAACUGUGAAAAGUAUUCCAGCUGAGGCCUCUCAGUGCUAAGCUAAAUCUAUAUAUAUGUUUAAUAGUUUGAAAAAAAAUCUAAAAUUGUAUAGUUGAAAGGUAUAAUGCGUGUUGAAGCCACUGGCAUUUUGGUCUUUAAUUUUAAUAGGGAUAAGGGUUUAUGUGCCUUUUUCUUAAAUUUGUCUGAAACAAGCUCUUUUGCUUUGUUUUUUCCUUACUGGCUUAUUGGCUCUCUAGCAUUGCUAGGACAGGAAGGAAAACCUUUGCAUUGUCUUUUGAGAACUGGAAGUGCUCAGUGCUACUUGGGAGAAGGGGCUUACAAAGAUUGUAGUGUGCACAAUUAGGAGCAGAGUAGCAAUGUGAGGUCUUCAUUAAAGUGGAGUACUAAAUGGGAGAAUACAGACUUGGAAAGUUAUUACAACACAGACUGCAUGAUAGAAUCAGAAAAUUGACUCUUGUUCCUAGUAAGCUUUGUGAAUUGGUAGGGACUCUGCUCUUUUUCCUUGUACUCAGCUUGAAGGAAGCCUCGAUGCUCUCAGCAAUAAAACACUGAGUUUAGCAGCUUCCGUUUCUUAAUGGUUUAAAGGUUUUCUCUCUGCUGCUACAACAUCCUGGGAUGCUGUGGCUCAGAGCUCUGUCCUUUACUGUAAAAACAAAAAGGCUGGAAACAGACUCCAGGGUUUAGUGAGCCAAGCUGAAGGCAGAAAGCCAAUGAGUUUUAUGAGCAGCCGACUUGGAGGAGAUAAAUGCAGAGGAAAUGGGCGGCAGAGAAAUAUCAGAAACAAUAAUUUGUUUUCUGAGUGUAUCAUGGCUCAUCAAGUACCACAGUCUUGGAGGGAAAAUACAGAUGAUCAGGAAGGAAGAAUGAUAAUUGAUAACCAUGGAACUAAAAGUGCUCACGUUCCAGAUGAUGGAAAUAAAACACAGGAAACAUGCAGGCUUUGGUGGACCAGAUAGCAGCUGAGGGGCAGGCAGGGUCUUUCACUGAAGAUGUCCAACUCUUAAAAUGCUGACAGCUUUCCCAAUGCUUAAAAUCCCCUCUUCCCCCCUUUUUGUGCCCCUAUGUUAUGGCUCCUUCAUGCCCAGUUGAGGAGUCCUCUCUUCCUGCCACCACAUCACCUCCUGGAGUAGAAGUGCAUCCUGUCAGACAUCAGACAGCUUGUCACUUCUGGCCUGUGCUCCCAUGGCCCCCACAUACCAACCUGACUUAACCCUAAUUUAGAAACAUCAAAACCCAGAGGAAUUCCAUAACAAACACUUUGUUAAAAGAGUAAAGCUUGAGUGCUUGGUUUUAGCAGAGUCCAGCAUAUACUCAUAAAACAAUAUUGCACUUUCUAUAUAAACAUUCUGCGCCUUAAAAAAAAAGUGAAAAGUCUGGAAACAAAGGAAUUCAGCCACUUCUCAGCAGCCAUAACAUCUUUCAUCACUCACUAUCACUCCAGCCAACUUAAACUUUGCCAAAAUAUAUGCCAAUCUCAAAAUAAUAAAUUACUAGCAGUUAUAACAUUUAAACUCUAUAUUUCCUAGUCAGGGGUCUGUUUUCAAUAGAGCAUUGCAGACUCAAAUAUUACAGCAAUUCUCACCAAAUAAAAAAAGAAGACUAUGCAUAUCAGGUUUUUACAGCAUGAAAGUUAAAAAUGUAAACAUGCAACUGCUGCAUAUAUUCGUGUUCUUCUUUGAGGACAUGACUCCUCAAAAGCAGACAGAAUUCCAGGUCUGCUCAGAAAAUGAUUCUUUAUUCUAAGCCACUGCCAACGAUUUUCUAACAUGAAGCAUUUUGCCAUAUGGUUAAUGGCCAGUAUUCUGACCAGCACCAAUGGAGGGCACAGACCCUGCGCUGGGUGUGUGUGGUUUCCCUCUGGCUCUGCUUGCUCAGGUUGGCAGAGCUGUUCCCUUGCCAAGCAGGGAAGAGACAGCUCUUUGCCUCUCCUGCCUGUCAGCUGUCAUGUCUGUUUGAACAUUGGUCCACAGCAGAAAAACUGACCUCCACUAUGUGUUUGUACAGCAUCUAUUGCCAGUGCAAUAACUGGAAUAAAGGUAAAAGAAAGCAGAUAUGGCAGUGAUCUUUGAUACAGACCACAGUAAUUGGGAAGGAAAAGCUAUUCUGAUAAAUGAACAAACUGAUUCAUGCUAGUUGGGUUAGGUGCCAGAGGGUUCUAUCAUCUGGCUUAUUUGACUUUGAGAUAUUUUUAGGGAAUUGACUUUUUUGACACAGACAACAAAAUGUUAUUUCUCCCAAGAGUUUCCUGGAUCCCACAGAAUCAUUUUUCUGAUUGGUGAUCAGGAAAUCUUGGUGAUUUUCUCUGACUACAAUAACUUUGUAAAAAAUAACUCAGCCUCUUUUGAGAACUUUGUCACCCACCAUCACUCAAUGUACUGUCCAGAGUCAUUCAUAUGAGCUCUGCUCUUCAGCUAGGGGCCUGUGUUCAUAUUUACUUUUUUUUUUAACUUGGCCUUCAGAGGAGCCAACUUUUAUUGUCUCAUUAACAUGGUAUCAGCAUCAGCAGAACUUUCAUAUUACUUUUUCUCUGUCUAGUGCUGACAGAACAAUAUAAUCAAUACUGUUUGUGUUCAUGCAAGUUCUCCCAUCUGGCUUAUUCACAGAAUACUACUGAACAUCUUCCACAGCAUGUAGCUGUAUUAGAGCACUAGGAAAAUCUUAUAACAUGAAGAUGUUUAAAAAAAAAAAAAAAAAAAAGAAUAAAAGUAUGUCCUAAUGUUAUUCAGUUUUGACAGGCAUUAUUGUCAAAAUAAAUCUCUAUCCUGGAUGGACAAAACUCUCAGCCAGUGUUAAUCUGCAUGACUGAUGCUUUUCAGUGAAAAGGUAACAAGUGUCCUUAAAAUUUUCCCUGUGUAUGAGCAAAGCACUGCACAUGUAUCUGUAGAUAAGAGAAUUUACAGAAGCUACAGAAGUGGUAGUGUGGCUCUGCAUUUGGAAGUCAAAGAGCUGAAAGACAGCAUGGCACAAGCAAAUUCUGUUUCCUCAUCUGACACAAGUCCAGACAAGUGAUUUACACCUGUUACCUUUUGUUGUUUUAAGUCUUUGAACCAAUUUUGAAUAGCUCAACCCCAAAGCAGGUGCCAUGCAGGAGGACUGAGGGUGAUGGCCAUAACUAGACUUCUGGAGAUCCUGCAGAAAGCCUGCCUCAUAAAGGUGACAUGUGCCUCAGGGAGUGUAACAGUCCAGCAGUGUUUGUGUGGGGCUCUCAGUGGCCGCUAUCUGCACCUGCCCCUUUCCUCACCUGUUUCAGUGCAGAGUGUAACUGAAGUUUUCAACUGUGCACAUCAGCUGUGGAAAUCUCACCUAUUCCCAUUCUUAGCUCAAACUUCUGAGAUCCCUCUAGAGGUUUGCAAACUGGUCCCCUUGGGUAACUCAACUAAUACUGGUGAAGCCACGUGAGGGGGAGUUUGGGUACAAGUUUUACACCAGGAAGUAAAUACUGAUGCAGUAACCUCAGUGUAAGAAUUGAGGAAUGCAUCUGAGUAGCAAAGGGAUCUAUAGGAAACACUAAAGCCAUCAAGAACUCCUGAAAUAUUCAAUCUCUUUCAAUUCCCUUUCCCAUAUUCCAGAUGUCACUCAUUUUCUCUUUGUGGUUUGUCCUGGACAAAUGAUCUCAUUAUGGUCAUGCACUGCAAGCCGGUCAUGUUGAGUGAACUCCACUUCUUCUCUGGCACUACCUAACACUUGCUUUUUGGAGAUCAGGUAUAGUCUAUUUGUCUUUUCUAGGGCCUGACUGAUCUCAAUUGCUCUUCUCAUAUCCAGGGCAGAUCCAUUACUUUCCUAUCAUCUUCUUCUGCAUCCAUCACCCGUGCAAGUUUUCCAUGUGUUUCGCUGGAGAUGCGGGCACUGCCGUGUUCUAAGCACUCUUACUUCAAAGUAUGAGCUGUGAAUGGCUGAAGGGGUUGCCCAUCCUGCUGGUAGAGCCUGGCCUCAUGAACAGGAUUUUAAAAACCCCAUGUUUUGAAGGUGAAAGAUGCUCUUCUAGGUCCCAAUUGUUUCUGGAAAUAGCAUCUGUUAUCAUCUUGGCUUGAUAGUCUCAAGGCUUUUUAAGAAGUCUGAUGAGGACAUGCUUAUGCAAUACAUUCUUAGGCUUUAUAAACCUUGGAUGAGGUUUUUCCAAUUUGCAAACACAGUAUGUGGCCCAAGUCAGAGAGUUCAAUGUGAUCAUCACUAUGCUGAAGUCAGUGAUCAACUCACCUCAGGUCUGGAUUUAGCCCAGUUUUAUUUUAAGUCUCAAAUCUCAGUGUCAGUGGUAUAAAUGUAAGCAGAUAUGUAUUAUUUUUAGAGCAGAGCUGUAAGCUUCUUUCCUGUAAAUAAAUAAUAGUAUGAUUGCAGUAUCUCUUUGUGGGCACUAUCUUUGGGUUCUUUGAGAUUUCCUGAGAUAACCUUUAACAUUUCAAAAUUUCUUCUGGUAUUUCAAGACAUUCAUUGAUGUGUUUCCAUGAAUGAUUCCUCACUCCUGCUCUUCAAAGGCCAGUCUAGGCACUAUAUUCUGUUCUGUUAAUACAUCAAACUACACCCAAGCCUCUGCAUAGUCACAUCAUUCAUAGGAAUUGUUCCUCUCUGUAACCUGUGAGGAAUUAUGUUGACUUCCUUGAGAUUCUACAGUGUUCCAUGCAUGUGUUUGUCCAGACUGGGACCUAGUCUAGAGAUUGUUCAUCAGCAAUUUUCUGCACGUUCUCCAACCAACAUGUGAAACUACGGUUACAAAGGUUAGUUUUUGACAAAAAUCUCCAAAGCAUGGCAUUUCUUGGCUGCCUACACAUAACGCAAACACAAUUCAAAAAUCCAGACUAGAGUUCUCCAGUCUUCAUGAGAAAAUCUUGUUUUUCAGAAACAUUUUAAUCAGUAAAAUUGCUUUGUAGAUUAUGUGAAAUGCAAACAAAAAGGAAGAAGAACUGCCAAGAUUACACAGAUUUGUUAUUAAAAUCAGUAUCCCCAAGAAUACUGGAAUACAAUUAAUAAUUUAAAAAUAUUCCUUUGGACCCUGACAUCUGAUGCCAUUCAAAUAGGGCAGGGGAAGAGAAAAACUGACUGCUUCCAAAACAGCAGCAGCUGCUCGACAGAGAUCCCUGGGCUCAUGCAGUGACCAGAAGCUAGCCCAAGUCUACACACCAGGUCAGUGAGGAAGAAACAAAGCUCAUAGAGACAUAGAGCUGAAGGAGGGGUAAUUUCACUGACCUCUGAAUGAUAUCAAGUGGAAAUUUACAUCAUAAUGUCUAUAAAAUUUAUACAUCUGUAUAAAUGGAAAUUUUAAAAUUACCAAAAUUAAAAGGACCAAGCUGUUACCUACCACACACAUACUACAUGCAGGGAGUUUUAGUAUAUCCCUCUGCCUUUCCUCAGGGUUGUGCUCACUUGGAAUUACCAGUCUGAUUUUGUUCAAGUUAACAAUGGCGUGACAGCAUUUGGUUCACAGCAUUGUAGUCAUACCCAUGGAUGCAAGAGAAUUACAGAGGGAUGCAACUACAAGUGAACCAGAAAUUUAAUAAAAAAGAGCUUGCUGAUUAGUUAACCUUCAGUGCUUUGGUUAUGAUGUCAUUGACAUGGACAAAAAUAUUCAACCA